Molecule: messenger RNA, 1837 nt
Organism: Nerophis ophidion (straightnose pipefish)
Lineage: Eukaryota; Metazoa; Chordata; Actinopteri; Syngnathiformes; Syngnathidae
Product: oocyte zinc finger protein XlCOF22-like
Exons: 3
Coding region: 121-1695 (524 amino acids)
Biological process (GO): negative regulation of transcription by RNA polymerase II; regulation of immune system process; regulation of cytokine production
Source: RefSeq, a predicted model, not a curated record
CUGGGACAAUAGUGAGUGGUGCACACUUCCUUCGCCCGGCCACAGAAGACAAAAAAGAGUUGCUGGUGUAACAAUAGGAAGAAUAUAUUCCACUCCUCUCUUGUACACGCGGCUUAUGAGAUGAACGCUCGUCAAGAAGAACGUCCCCUUCAGCAGCAGGAGGAUCCACAGCCCCCCCACAUUAAAGAGGAAGAGGAGGAAGUGUGGAUCAGUCAGGGGGGAGAGUGUCCUGUAGGGCAGGAGGAGGCUGAUGUCAGCAAGUUUCCACUGACUGUUGUCUCUGUGAAGACUGAAGAGCAUGAAGACAAACCACCUGAGUCCUCACAGCUUCAUCACAGUCCAAACGUCUGUGAAGAACAUCUUCUCCCUGAGCAACAGAAGUGGAGCUUCAGGAUGGAGCCACAGCCCUCCCACAUUAAAAAGGAAAAGAAACACCCACUGAUCCCCCAUUUUAAAGCGGAAGAGGAUGACCCACUGACCACUCACAUCAAAGAGGAAGAGGAGGACUCAUUGACCCCCAAUUUUAAAAAGGAAGAGGAGAAGCCACUAAUAACCCAUUUUAAAGAGGAAGAGGGGGACCCACUGACACCCCAUUUUAAAAAGGAAGCGGUGGAUCCACUGAGCCCUCACAUUAAAGAGGAAGAGCCACUGAUCCCUCACAUUAAAGAGGAAGAGGAGGAAGAGGGCAUCAGUCAGCCUAAAUGGUUGGAGGAGUUCCCAGUGACUGGUGUCCCUGUGAAGAGUGAAGAUGAUGAGGUGAAAGGUGAAAGUGAGGAGAGGGGAGGGGGGGAGCCUCCAAGCAGCAGCUCAACACAACACAUGACAACAGAAGCUGAUGGAGACCACUGUGGAGGAUCACAAGCAGACAAGCUCUUAGCUCCACUAUCAGAUAGUGAGGACACAACGUCACACUCUCCUGACACUGAUGAUGAAGACUCUAAAGAUGAUAAGACAUGUCACACUGACAACACUCACUUCACAUCUUCUCACUGUCACAAAACUUUUAAAUACCGUCGUAGUCUGAAAAGACACAUGAGAACACACACUGGAGAAAAACCUUUUUCUUGUUCACUCUGUAGUAAAGGUUUUACACAAAGUCACAAUUUGAAAGUACACAUGAGAACACACACUUGUGAAAAACGUUUUUCCUGUUCAACCUGUGGUAAAGGUUUUACACAAAGUCAGAGUUUGAAAAUACAUAUUAGAACACACACUAGAGAAAAACCUUUUUCUUGUUCACUCUGUAGUAAAGGUUUUACACAAAGUAUCAAUUUGAAGGUACACAUGAGAACACACACCAGUGAAAAACCUUUUUCCUGUUCAAUCUGUGGUAAAGGUUUUAGAGAAAGUCAACAUUUGAAAAGACACAUGAGAACACACACUGGUGAAAAACCUUUUUCAUGUUCAAACUGCGGUAAACAUUUUACUCAGAGGCCAGAUUUAAAAGUACACAUGAGAACACACACUGGAGAAAAACCUUUUUCAUGUUCUAUCUGUGGUAAAGGUUUUACAAGAAGUCAACAUUUGAAAGUACACAUGAGAACACACACUGGAGAAAAACCUUUUUCAUGUUCAAUCUGCGGUAAAGAUUUUACUCGAAGGGAAAAUUUCAAAAAGCACAUGAGAAUACACACUGGAGAAAAACCUUUUCCUGUUCAAUCUGCAGUAAAUAUUUUGCGCAACGACACUAUUUGAAAGAACACGUGAGAACACACACUGGAGAAAAACCUUUUACAUGUUCAGUAUGUUGUAAAAGUUUUUUACAAAGUCAGCAUUUGAAAAGACACAUGAGAAGACACCCAGGAGAGAAAGUGUUGAGUUGCAGUGUGUGUGGUGA